This is a messenger RNA of Pocillopora damicornis (cauliflower coral), 3524 nucleotides long. Its product is annotated as tripartite motif-containing protein 2. The record is from RefSeq and is a predicted model, not a curated record. Gene Ontology annotation, molecular function: ubiquitin protein ligase activity; zinc ion binding; protein binding. Lineage: Eukaryota; Metazoa; Cnidaria; Anthozoa; Scleractinia; Pocilloporidae. Gene Ontology annotation, biological process: protein polyubiquitination; proteasome-mediated ubiquitin-dependent protein catabolic process.
CAUGGCUCAUGCAGCGCCAACAGUUUCAUCCACAAAGAAGACAACGAACUAUGCUCGCCUAUGUCGCUUGCUGGUUGAUGCUGGUACCCAGGCCCUUAGAGACACAUUCAAUGCCAUCCAUCCACCAGCGAAUCUUCAAUCAGUUUUGACAGCCAAUAAAGCAACUAUACAGUCGCUGAGAAAGAGAAAGGUUAUCAACGCAACGCAAUGGGGAAAGCUCUAUCCUGUUAUUCCAUCCUCAGUGUCUUCCAGAGACUUUGAUAUCACACUUUUAAUGGUUCUGCUUCGAAACCUGUGCGGCUUACCUUCUCCCGCGGCAGGCUGGGAUACACUUCCUGCUGCAACAGAUGUGAGUCUUGAAGCUGAUAUCGCCCGAGUCAAAUAUUACAGAAACUCUGUGUACGGUCAUGCUGAGUGUGCUUCAGUAGAUGAUGCGAUGUUCAACACAUGCUGGGGCGACAUCCGGGACACUCUAGUGAGACUGGGUGGAGCGAAAUACAAAGCAGCCAUUGACGAUCUUGAAACAGAGUGUAUGGACCCUGAAGUUGAAGAUCACUACAAAGAACUUCUCAGCCAAUGGAAGAAAGACGAAGGCAAUGUGAAAGAUAAACUAGAUGAGGUGAUCGAAAAGUUAGUUGAAUUGAAAACAUCAAGCAUGACUCAAAAAGAGAAACCUGAAAUUGAAGAAGGUAAACCACUUGUGUCGAAAGACCUGCAGAGCUCUUCCAAGUGUAAAAAGAGACAUAACGAAACCGAGCCACUCGAUUACUACUGCACGGACUGCAAAGUUUGCAUUUGCGACAAGUGUGGGAAAACUCGUCACACUCAUCACACUAAAGUGAGUAUCCAACAGGCCACUGAGGAAGAAAAACUGAAGAUAGCGGAGCUUGUGGAACAAGUUAAAAUACAAAUUACCGAGUUUGAGUCGAAAGUGGAAAGAAUGACAAGACUAUUUGCAAUAAGCAAAGAAAAAAUAUCUGCAGCUCGUAGUUUAGCGCAGACAACUGCUGAAGAACUCAUUCGCGCCUUAAAGGAGCACGAGAAGUGCGUUGUCAACGAGUUGGACGUCAUUGAAAAAAGACAAGAAAGAGAUUAUGCAACUCAACUAGAAAGCAUGCAAGCGUCUGUCAACGAAUUGAAAUGCUCUGUGGAAAAUUGCGAGGACAUCCUUCAAAGAGACGCCAGCUUUGAAACUCUACGCACACAAAUUAAUGACACUGAAAAAUGUAAAAGAGUUCUGAAAGAAACAAAAUUGGACAUUUACGAACCCUGUCAUGUACACUACCAAUUAUUUGAGGAGCACAUUCGAGUAAUGAAAGAUAGAUCUCCUGGCGAACUACUGGAUAGCAAUACAGAUCCUUCAAGGUCAUAUGUGAGAGAUAAUGACCUAAAACAACCUGAAGCUGGGCGAACAAAGGAUUUUGACAUCGUUACAAUUGAUUCAGAAGGAGAACAGUGCUAUCAUGAAAUCGAUGAAAUCAAAGUGACAGUUCGGAGUCCGACGGGAAUAGUCCUCGACAGCAAGACUGAUAGCUGGGUGCCACGUGGGACAUACAGGGUAAGGUACACACCAGCAUGUGAUGGAGAACAUGAAGUGACAGUUUUAGUGAAUAAUGAACCACUUUCUGGUAGUCCGUGGAGCGUAAGCGUGACGCCGCAUAAAUAUAGCUUCUUUCAUUACUUUGGAUCACCAGGUAAAGCACGCAAACAAUUCAAAGAACCCUGUGCUGUUGCAGUAGACAAAAACAAAAUGACGAUAGCAGUAGCUGAUCGAAAGGAACAAAGAGUGCAACUGUACGAUUUUUGUAAUUCUGAGCAUCUUACAGACCUCGGUGAGAAGGGGUCAGCGGCUAUAAGACUAACAAACCCCACCUCUGUCGCAUUCACCCAAUCUGGUGACGUCAUUGUCAUUGCCUCUGGUAUCAUGUUUUGCUUUGCUGUAAGUGGUAAUUUUCUUGGGUGUAUUAACAACAAAAAACUCAAGCGUCCGUUUUCAUUGAGUGUAACCAGCAAUGGCCGCCUCCUGGUGUGCGAUAGCGGUGACAAGUCAGUCAAGGUCCUCUCUCCUGAUGGGACAGAAUUGUUACAGUCCUUCAGUGCUCCAGACUGUGAUGGCUCCCCGUGGAAAGCUGUUUGUCACCAAGACAUGUUCUUCGUGUCUUACCCCGAAGCUCGUUGUGUUAAAACAUUUAAUAAGGACGGGGACUUUCUCUAUGAUAUUGGCAAAGAGGAUGCACGCGAAGGACACUUGAGUCAGCCUCGCGGACUCGCUGUUGACACCUUUAACAAUCUAGUGGUUUGUGACGAGAAAAAAAAGACGUUGAAUGUCUUCAAACUGAAUGGAACAUUUUUAAACACAGCCACUGAAAAUAAUGUCCUCAGCUGUCCUUCGUCUAUUGCUGCCCUCUCAGCUAAUGAAUCCCCAUGGCUUAUCAUUGCUGAUUCCAGGAAAAAAUGUGUCAUAAUGUUUGACUAACUGACAUAAUCAAUUUUUUAUUAGAAUUUGUAGUGUUCUGAUUGGUUCAUUCAGUCUUGUCUAUGAUUACCCUAUGAACUUUGAAUUGACGAUACAUGGUAAAUGACUUUACCGGGUUUCGUUGAGUUAAUUUUUCUUUCUUAAUGCGGAAAGAGAACAUUUCUAUAGAACGUAUUUGAGCAAGACUACAAGCGACGUAUUCGACUUGGUCUAUUGCUCCCGGCCGAAGCACUCGAUGGUUUGUCGUUGCUGAUCCCAGCAAAAAGGAGGAUACCCAGUCAUUGACCUUGAACAAAAUCUCCCUUUAAUUCCUUUUCAAACCCAGAUAAACCAUAAGCUGCCUUUAUUAUUUCUUUUUUAAAAUCUAAUAAGGUAACCGUUUAAAUUAAUCGAAGUGUGACAUAAACGCUUUGCUGUAAAGCUGGUUGAAGGAAUAGGUGUUUUCCAGACCCGUAGCUCGAUUAUGUGGAAGCCAUAUUUCUAUUAACUGUCGGAAAUAUUUUGUACUUAUUAGUCGAGAGCUAUGACUAUUGACAGUCUGUCAAUCAUAUUAUAAAACAAAAGGAAGUACCAAGAAUAUUAAGAAGCUGUUGAAAGUCAGUUUAAUUUUAUCAGCUCAAGUCAACGCCACGAUAAAGUACUCUUUUAGAAAGCUGGAAAUUUAAGAGAGGUUAGACGUUGAUCUUCUAAUCCGCACUACACUUUCUUGUUAUAAUGAUUUUAAAGAUAAAAAAUAAGACAGAAGUAUAUUCCGGUGUGUUACAUUUUCUAUUACGACGCAAUUUUUAAGUGCAGAUUUUCUGAAGUGAAGAUAAUUUGGUAAAAACCACAAUCUAAGAGAUACUUCUUGGCCACUUCAGUAUAUGUUGGGUAACAUGUACUCUACAUGAUAUAUUCUGGACCAAGACAAUUAACAAUAUUGAAGAAAAAAAAAGUUUAAUAGUCGAUAAAAACUGCUCCACAGUUGAAUUGAUUCCAACAGCUUUUACAACAGAGAAAUGAAUUAUCUUUUGAGAAAUAUACGGGUACAGAGAAAUAUACUGAGAUA